AUGGCAGCAGACACGACCGCCGCCGCGCUGAGCAUGAAACUCCUCGUCGACCGCAAGGCGCAGCGGGUGCUGUUCGCGGAGGCGAGCAAGGAGGUCGUUGACUUCCUCUUCUCCCUCCUCGCGCUGCCCGUCGCCACGGCCGUGAAGCUGGUGGGGAAGGACGCCAUGGUGGGGUGCGUCGGCAACCUCUACGCGAGCGUCGAGAAGCUCGACGGCACCUACGUCCAGGCCGGCGCCGCCAAGGACGCGCUCCUGUCCCCUACGGUGCUCUUGCCGGCGGGGGGCGCCAGCAGCUCCCUCCUCCGCCUGCCCGAGGCGCCGUCGCCUGGGCAGCCACAGAGAUACUUCAGGUGCAACCGCAGCUGCUCCGACUACGUGACGGACGCGAGCGAUACCAUCUGUCCGAGCUGCUGCAACCAGAUGGGGACGACAUUGAAGUACGUGGCGCCAAGCUCCGGCCAGCAGGCGCAGAACGGCUCCGCCGGGGAAGCGAAAGGGUUCGUGCAGGGCAUCGUGACGUACACGGUGCUGGACGACCUGACGGUGACGCCCAUGUCCACCAUCUGCGGCAUCACCCUGCUCAACGCCUUCGCGGUGCGGGACCUCGGGGAUCUCCAGGAGAAGACCGUGCAGUUCGGCUACAACGAGGGUCUGGCGAUCCUCAAGGCGUCGCUGCAGUCCAAGACUGUCCUCACCGACGUCUUCCUCGGCAACGAGAAAUCCCCUGCCCGCGGCCAUGCUUGAAGCGCGCCGGCGCUGCUCUCUGCGAUUGUGGUUGGUCUUUUGUGAUGCUUCAGCUCUCUGCGAUGUGAGCCGU
Messenger RNA from Panicum hallii, 817 nucleotides. RefSeq lists its product as uncharacterized. The transcript has 2 exons. Lineage: Eukaryota; Viridiplantae; Streptophyta; Magnoliopsida; Poales; Poaceae. The record is from RefSeq and is a predicted model, not a curated record. Bases 1 to 744 code for a protein of 247 amino acids.